Messenger RNA from Paramecium sonneborni, 1377 nucleotides. The record is from the annotation of a GenBank genome assembly. Lineage: Eukaryota; Ciliophora; Oligohymenophorea; Peniculida; Parameciidae.
AUGAAAGAGGAUAGUAAAACACAAAAAAACAAUGAAGGAUUUUAUUAAUGGAUUGUUUUGGCAAGUUUUUGCUUGAAUUCGUAUAAUGAAUACAUAUUUUAGAAUGUCAAAUAUCUUUAUGUUUACAGGAUUAUCACCAAUUUGGUCUUAAGUGGCCAUUUAUUAUGGUACUACUGACUAUGAUUUAAAUUGGUUUCCAAAUAUGUACUACAUUACUUUAAUGUCUGUUUCCUUUCUAUUUAAUCCUAUAAUAAUUAAAUUUUUUGGAAUCUCAUAAAUAUUAAGCUGUUGUUUUACUUCAUUGGGUUUAUGGCUUCUACUUUAUGGAAAAUAAAAUUAUUAGUUAGGACUUCUAAGUUUUGCAUUUAUUGGUUUAGGAGAGGCUUUGUAUUACUAAGUUCCUUUACGUAAGAAAUUUAAUUAUGAAAGAUUUAUCAAAACUUUGGUUCACUCAUGAUUAAAGAAUUAUAUCCACUUUUAUCGCAUAGUAUUCAAAUAAUAUAGGAAUGUUGCUAGGAUAUACAAUUUCAUCAUCAUAUUUUUAUGAGAUUGUACUUAUUUAUAUAUAAAUAAGGUGGAUGAGAAUGAAUUUAAUAUACGAUUUGAAAAUUUCAUUUUUUUUAAUGCAAUAUUAGCUACAAUAGCUUUGGUAUUUAAUUUUACGACUUUAAAAACUCCUUCAUUGCAACAUGAUGUUAUUGAAAUUAGACUCAGUAUUUGGGAAUCUUUAUCAAAAAUAAUUAUGGCUGAAGAAGCUGCAUUUGAUAUUCUUUCUAUUUCUUCAUGUAUAUAUAAUAAUAUUUUUAGUUAUAGGAUUAAGUUGGUGUUACACAAUGUUAUUUGGUACUCAACAAUAUUAUUUGGGUUAAACCUUCCUUUAAGUUACCUAAACUAGUAUCUAUUUCUAAGUUGGUUAAAUAGUAGCAGCUACUUACUGUACUUGGAAAUUAUAAAAAUAAUCAAAAGCUGGAAUUUAAUAAGAUUACGAUAUCUAUAUUAAAACUGUAAUAAGUUUAGGAUUUUGGUUACUUGUAUUCGAAAUUAUUUUAUUUGAAGAUAUACCCUUUAUAAUCUUAAUUUUUAUUAAUUUUUUUAUUGGUGCAGGUUUAGGAGGAUUAUAUUCUGUACUAUUAGAAGCCUUAAUGGAAAAACAUUUUCCAGUCCAUGAACUAGCAAUUGGAUCUAUCUUUGCUGCAGUUGCUUGUGUAAUAUUUUAUAUCUAUAUAGGCUGUCUCAAUAACAAUAACAAUGACAUUAGUUAUUCCUAAAUUUCUUGAGUAUGGAUUUCAAAUUUCUUGUUAUCUAAUGAUCAUACCAUUUUGUUAUAUCGCCGUCUUCUAUAAAACUCAUUUUAAAAGAUUUGAAGCUGAGGCUUGA